This is a messenger RNA of Acipenser ruthenus (sterlet), 4816 nucleotides long. Its product is annotated as E3 ubiquitin-protein ligase znrf3-like. Gene Ontology annotation, biological process: Wnt receptor catabolic process; ubiquitin-dependent protein catabolic process; negative regulation of canonical Wnt signaling pathway. The transcript is spliced from 9 exons. The record is from RefSeq and is a predicted model, not a curated record. Bases 409 to 3015 code for a protein of 868 amino acids. Lineage: Eukaryota; Metazoa; Chordata; Actinopteri; Acipenseriformes; Acipenseridae. Gene Ontology annotation, molecular function: frizzled binding; ubiquitin protein ligase activity.
GAGUGGAGGGGCAGGAAGAUCAGUGGGUGGGGAUAACCCUUUUGAAAAAAAAAUCACGUGUUGGGAGAUCAAAGGAGAUCCGCUUUGUAGCGCUGGAAAGAGAGAAAGAGAGAGCGAGAGAGAGAGAGAGAGAGAGAGAGAGUGGGGAGCGCAGAGCGCAGAGCAGAGCCCAGAGCUUUGUAAUUGACAAGGCUGCAAUGGUGAAAUAAACACGUUCGGUCCACGGUGAUGAGCUCUCUCGCUGCACAAUCAACAUACUAACAAGAACUGCAAACAGCCAAUCAACUUUAUUUGUGGGGGAUUUUCUUUGUAAAAUCAAACAAGAGCUUUAUCCCCCCCCCUCCCCCCUCCCCUAAAAAAACAACAACUGGAAAUUAUGUUCCAAUCGGCGCGGAUCCAGCCGGCAAGAUGAUGAUUUCACCGAGGAGUGGGGUACACUGCGUAACGGAUUCGGUGGCGGUGGUGGUAUUUCUCGUGGCUACUUCUUUGGGGACUGUCUUGGCCAAGGAUACUGCUUUUGUGGAAGUGGUGCUGUUCGAGUCCAGUCCCAAUGGAGAUUAUACGACUUACACGACUGGUUUGCAAGGACGAUUCGCAAAGGCUGGAGCCGUUAUCAGCGCAGAAGGCGAGAUUGUGCAGAUGCACCCUCUGGGACUCUGUAACAACAACGAUGAAGAGGAUCUCUACGAGUACGGCUGGGUGGGCGUGGUCAAGCUGGAGCAGCCCGAGCUGGACCCCAGCUGUCUCACAGUUCUGGGGAAGGCAAAAAGAGCAGUCCAAAGAGGAGCCACUGCAGUCAUCUUCGAUGUCUCUGAAAACCCUGAUGCGAUUGAUCAGUUGAACCAGGGCUCAGAGGAUCCACUCAAGAGGCCUGUGGUGUAUGUGAAAGGAGUGGAUGCCGUGAAGCUCAUGAACAUUGUGAACAAGCAGAAAGUGGCGAGAGCGAGGAUCCAGCACCGGCCGCCUCAGCAACCCACAGAGUAUUUCGACAUGGGGAUCUUCCUGGCCUUCUUCGUGGUGGUGUCCCUGGUCUGCCUCAUUCUCCUCAUCAAGAUCAAGAUCAAGCAGCGUCGGAGUCAGAGUUCCAUGAACAGAAUGGCUAUCCAGGCGCUAGAAAAGAUGGAAACAAGAAAGUUCAAGUCAAAGAGCAAAGUUCAUCGAGAGGGUAGCUGCAGCGCCUCGGACACACUGAGCAGCAGCUCCACUGCCGACUGUGCCAUCUGCCUGGAGAAAUACAUUGACGGAGAGGAGCUCCGAGUCAUCCCCUGCGCUCACAGGUUUCAUAAGAAGUGUGUGGAUCCAUGGCUGGUGCAGCAUCACACCUGCCCGCACUGCAGACACAAUAUCAUUGAACAGAAAAAGGGAAACCCUGGACCCAUCUGUGUGGAGCCUGGCAAUCCUCCCCACAGCCGGCAGCAGAGGGUGGUUCUUCCGGUCCACUACCCCGGGCGAGUGCACAGGACCGGCCAGAUCGCCUACCCAACCCGGACCAGCAUGGAUCCCCACGGCAACCCCAUCACUCUCCUGACAGUGGACCAGCAUGGGGAGCAGAACCUGUACCCGGCGCAGUCCUCCGGCUUCGUCCAGAGCUACCCACCCAUCCAUCUGGACCGCUCUAUGAACCCCCACCACUGCAGCGGGGAGCACCGGCCCGCCUACCCCCAGCCCCACACCUUCAAGAGGCGCAACUUCUCUCGGCCUGCCUGCUUCUCGCAGUACGAGACCAUGUACCAGCACUACUUCUUCCAGGGCCUGAGCUACCCGCAGACUGAGGGCCAACCAGGAACCGGACCACACAAGGGCCCCGCCCAGGCUUUCCAGCAGGGCAUGCUAUUCCCCACGGUGGUCCACAUGGCCCCCGCCACGUCUUCCCACCUCGGGGAGAGAGGCAGCACCUCCAGCUUCAGCUGCUACCACGGGCACCGCUCGGUGUGCAGUGGUUACCUGGCGGACUGCCCUGGCAGUGACAGCAGCAGCAGCAGCUCGGGGCAGUGCCACUGCUCCUCCAGCGACUCCAUGCUGGACUGCACCGAGGUGAGCAACCAGGGGGUCUAUGGGAGCUGCUCCACCUUCCGCAGCUCGCUGAGCAGCGAUUACGACCCCUACGUGUACCGGAGCAGGAGCCCCUGCCGGGGGGCGGCUAGCGAGGCCGGGACUGGCUGCCCACCCGCUCCCCAGGACGAUCCUUCUGCCUCUUCCAGCCAUGACUGCCUCCGGCCCCCACCCCGGGCUACAUUUUUCUCAGGGGACCAGCUGUCCGGCUGUAGCCUGGAGCCCAACUAUAGCAGCCACUCUUCUCUGGAACCCAGGGAAACCAAUACCACUACCUCAAACGGUGCCCUUGAGGGCGUUGAGCCAGAGCUCCGAGGCUGGAAGAAAGGGGCUGAGGAAGGGCAGCAGGGGCCAACCUGUAGCUGCUGUUUCGAGAUCCCACCCACCGCUGCUGCUGCGGCCGCCUCAGAGAGCAAAGGGAUGGCGGUGGGCAGGGCCUUGUUUGUAGACGGGGCUCGUUGCAACCGGGGGGCGGAGCCCAGGACCCAUUUAGGUUCCGCCCCUCAGAACUUGUACAGCGUUAACAUGGACCAUUUGUGCCGGGCAGAGCCGGGGAGUUCUGAAGGGCUGCCUUGCUGUUUCUAUGAGGAGACAAGCGUUCACCGAAACAAUGGGGGCUGUUAUGCAGAGGACGUUGCCAUGAGUGUCCAGUACCCACGGACCGACGUGGAGCCCGCCUCCUCACAGAGCCAGCGCAUACCUAUCAUCCCAGAGGACACGGACUGUGAACUGGAUCAGGGACCUGCUCAGGCAGGAGAGGGCAGGACAGGGGCCCGAGGCGAGUCCAGCGAACUUUACUUCCCCUCUGAGACAUUCGGCAGCCGGAUGUGCCCCCUUGAGGAAGAGGAGAGGGCUCUUUUUCACAACAACCGUCCCAGUUUCCAUGAAGCACAGGGGAAUGCUGCAGGGUCAUUAACAUCACACCCAUUGGAGGAAGAGUGCCCAGCAGCUCCCACCCUGUGAAAGUGCAAGUUCACUCAUACAAGAUGCUUUCAAUUUUUUAAUAAGACUCCAGCUCUUAGGGUUUAUAUUUUUGUUUUUGUUUUUUGUUUUGUUUUUUAGCUUUGAAAAAAAACAAAAAAAAAGUGGUAAUAUGGAGAAUUUCCAAAAUCUUCCUUCAGCCCGAAACUGUGCUCCCAUCUGUCCUCGUUUCUGUUCUCCAUCCCGAAACUGUGCUCCCAUCUGUCCUCGUUUCUGUUCUCCGUCCCGAAACUGUGCUCCCAUCUGUCCUUGUUUCUGUUCUCCAUCCCGAAACUGGGCUCCUAUCUGUCCUCGUUUCUGUUCUCCAUCCCGAAACUGGGCUCCCAUCUGUCCUCGUUUCUGUCUUCCGUGGCUUCUAGGAGACCAAGUCGUACCGAUGUGCUCUCCUCGUUUCAGAGGGAAACUGAACUGCGAGAUGAAAAAAGGACCAGGCCAGGACUUCAAACUUCAGGCUUUCUUCAGAGAGUCUGGGCCUUCCCAUGUACACUCAGGGCUACAGUGGCCUUAGUAGCUAACCAGCAAUUCAUAUUGUACACACAGAGAUGUGGAAUAGUCUAGUUCUGUUAGUGUCCUCUCCAUGUGAACUGAACAAGCUCUCUGAGCUAGGCGCUUUCACUGGUCUGAUUGGGGAUGGUCAAUAAUAAUAAUAAUAAUAAUAAUAGACUAUAUAUAUAUAUUUUGUAAGUGUGAUCGCAGAAUAACAUCUUUCUGAUAUUUUCUAAACCAAUGGAGCCUGCUGCCCCCAAUCUCCCUCCUUCUUUAUGUAUGUUUUGUGCUGUUGUAAUAAAUAGGAACGCAACUUUGGAUCUGUGUGUGUUGGAAAAAGGGCCACAGUUAAAGAAAUGAUGUAAACGGUAAGAAAGAUGAGAACAAACGCUGGCUUGAUCAAGAAAGAGAACAAACGCUGGCUUGAGCAAGAAAGAUGAGAACGAACGCUGGCUUGAUCAAGAAAGAGGAGAACGAACGCUGGCUUGAUCAAGAAAGAGGUGAACGAACACUGGCUUGAGCUAGAAAGAGAACGAACGCUGGCUUGAUCAAGAAAGAGAACGAGCACUGGCUUGAUCCCCAAAAGUGGAUUUAGAAAACAGCUUCUCUCUGAAAUGCUUGUCAGUGUUAAUACUGUUGCCUGCUUAUGACUUUCUUGUUUGUUCUGCAGACUUGUAUACUGUUUCUAUGAAAUAUAUCCAAGCUGCAAAGAGAUAAGCAGUGAAAUCCCCCUAUUUAAGUGACCUGGAAUUCACUAGUAUAUCGUUUUCUCCCUGGCUAAACCUGAUCUCACCUGUUGCUUAUCCUUCCUGCUAGAUAAUAUACAGUUCUGUUGGGUUCUUGAGGCACCAUUUCAUUUUUAUUUCUUUUCUUUUUUUUUAUUUGUAGCACUUAAAGGAUUGUAUAAAAAAAAUGGUGUACAAAAAAGUUAUUUUAUUUUCUCCUUCAUUACCAUUUUUUGUGUUUUAUGAAAGGCUAGAAAAUCAAUGUGUGUAUAUUUGUGUAUAUGUAUAACAACACAUUUCAUUUCUGGAAAUAUGUUCUCGGAAUAUUUAUUAUUUACUAAUAUAUUUAUCUUUAAGCCAUGUCUUAUGUUGAGAGUGUAUGAGCGUUAUUGAAAUCUUUUUUUUUUUUUUAAAUGAGAAAUCACUAUCAUGAGACUUUGUAAAUACAUAAUAAUUGCACACAAAGAUUAAAUAUUCUCUGACCAAAAAACUGAUUUUUAAAUUUUAGUACUAUACAGUUUUGUAACAAAGUGUACAAAGGUCUGUAAAAAUACAGUUUUAUUCAAGUAAAA